GACCGAUCCGGACUUGAUGAACAUUUAAGAAUGAGCUUUCUCUUAGUUUUAUACCUGUAAUAUAGUUUUAUCAAUAAUUAAUAGUUCAAGUAGUCAAUUAUAAAUUACCUUAAUUAGUGAGAUUUAUAAUUGUAUAUACAUAAAAUGUCAAAAUAAAGUUUCCAUUAUUAUUAUUAUUAUUAUUAUUAUUAUUAUUAUUUGUGCUUAACUUCAUAGCAUCCAUACUUAAAUCUGUGAACCAUUGUAAUCUUUAUGCUGACCUUCCUGGCUAUAUCAGUCCAUCUGUUAUCACCGGAGAUGAAUUGCGCCCUGAUCUUUUGAUAACACCUCUUUUAUUCAACAUGUCUUUCAAUACCUUUAUCCAACAUAUUAAAUCGGAAAAAUACCGUCAACUUGGAUUUUGGAAAUCCAGUGAAAACGGUACCCCAUUAAAUCCUCUUCAUUGGUUCCAGUUUGCCGACGACGCGGCUGUUGUUAGCGGCCAAGAAAAAGAAAACCAAAUGCUCCUUAAUCGCUUUACAAUCUGGUGUCAGUGGGCUCAAAUGAUAAUACGUGUAGACAAAUGUUCAACAUUUGGCAUUAGGAAACAAGUAACCAAAUCCAUUCAAUAUCUCCCAAAACUAUUUAUAAAUAACUGUCUUGUACCACGUGUUGAACUUGGUAAAUCGUUUCGCUACUUAGGUCGCUAUUUUGAUUUCAACAUGUCCGACGAAGAUCACAAAUCUGAAGUAUAUGACACACUUACUAAUAUCCUGAAUGAAAUUGAUGAUCUACCAUUACAUCCGAAAAACAAAAUUCUCUUAUACAGUCGUUAUGUGCUUUCCAAAAUCUCUUGGCACUUCACUGUUUCUGACAUAGGCAAAACCUGGGUUAACGAUAAACUAGAUAGUAUCGCGUCCACGUAUAUCCGAAAAUGGCUUGAACUUCCUAUUUCUGCAACCCUUAGUAACGUCCUACUUCCCCAAAAUAAAUUUGGAUUAAAUAUCAUUCUACCUUCAACCAAAUUCCUUCAAUGCCAAACUGUUUCUCGGAAAGCCCUAAAGUCGUCGCCAAAUGAAGCGAUCAAUAACCUUUGGAAGGAUACUAGCAAUCACAAAAAUGUACAAUAUGACAAAUACAAAAACACCAAGGACGUAUUAAACACCAUCAGGAAACAACAUGAAGACAAGCUUCAACACCACCUCAUUUCACAAGGCUCAUUUUUCUCCAAUAUCAUUAAACAUUCUACACUCUCGUUCAACUCUAUAUGGUCCUCCGUUCAGAGUAAACUUCCGAAGAAUAUAUUUAACUUCACUAUCCGGUAUAUAAAUAACACUCUUCCGACUCGCAAAAACCUUCUGAAAUGGGGAAUAUCACCAACAUCCGAAUGUUCGUUUUGUUUGAAUCCAGAAUCACUUCUUCACGUCGUCGCUGGAUGCAAGACCUACCUAAAUGAAGGACGUUUCACGUGGCGUCAUGAUUCGGUGCUUAACUUCAUAGCAUCCAUACUUAAAUAUGUGAACCAUUGUAACCUUUAUGCUGACCUUCCUGGCUAUAUCAGUCCAUCUGUUAUCACCGGAGAUGAAUUGCGCCCUGAUCUUUUGAUAACACUUGAAAACAAAUGUAUUUAUAUACUUGAACUUACCGUCGGAUUUGAAUCUAAUCUCCUCACUAAUGCAACUCGAAAAAGACAAAAAUAUCAAGAUCUAAUUAACGAACAGCUCAAAAAUUAUGAAAAAGUGAAAUUUGUAAAUUUAUCGAUUAGCUCAUUAGGAGUUUUCAGCCACCCGUCGCUAGAUUUCACCGAAAUGCUGAAGGAUCUAAAGUUUGAUGAACAAUGUAGAAGGUACUAUGUUCGGAAAAUUAUUAAUAUCUGUAUCAGGUCCUCGUAUUAUAUAUUCUGUAAGCGUAACAAAGAAUGGGAUAACCCACAACUAAUGUCAUACUAAUAUUGUUAUUAUGUAGAGUGUUAAUUCAAGUAGACACUGGUAAACUACCUGUAAAGAGAAGUUUAUCAUUGUAGUGUAUAUAUAUAUUAUUGAAAGUAAUAAAGUUUCCAUUAUUUUUAUUCUUAUUUUUAUUCUUAUUUUUAUUCUUAUUUUUAUUCUUAUUUUUAUUCCUAUUUUUAUUCUUAUUUUUAUUCUUAUUUUUAUUCUUAUUUUUAUUCUUAUUUUUAUUCUUAUUUUU
Molecule: messenger RNA, 2166 nt
Organism: Paramuricea clavata
Lineage: Eukaryota; Metazoa; Cnidaria; Anthozoa; Malacalcyonacea; Plexauridae
Source: the annotation of a GenBank genome assembly